CCCUGAAGACCGAGAGGGGGUGGGUCCAGGAUGCUGAGGCAGCCGUUUAUUGGCUGUUAGCAGUGGUGAGGAGUGGGACCUGUAGCUGCUGCUGCUGCCAGCUGUAACAGGGGGCGAGACGAGACAAAGAGAGAGGGAGAGAGAGAGAGAGAGAGAGAGAGAACACACUACAGGUGUAAAAACACAGUGCUCCACAUCUAUCUCAUCAUCCAAAGCUCAGAGUUUUGGACAGAAGCUCCACUGCACAAUUUCGGCAUUUUCAUCCAUUCCUUCACACCAUGCUGCAUCCAAUUGCCAUCCACUGUGCCCUGUUAUUUUCUUUGCUGAUCUUGUGCGAUGCCCAGUCAGGCCCUAUAAUCCAGCUACGUCUAGCUGGGGAGAAGCGCAAACACUACGAAGGGCGAGUGGAGGUUUUCUACAAUGGAGAGUGGGGCACAGUGUGCGAUGAUGACUUCUCCAUAUAUGCUGCCCAGGUGGUGUGCAGAGAGCUCGGUUUCAUGGACGCUGAGUCCUGGUCACCCUCCGCUAAGUACGGAAGAGGAGAAGGCCGUAUCUGGCUCGACAACGUGCACUGCACUGGUGGAGAAAAGAGCUUGGCUCAGUGUGAGUCCAACGGUUUUGGUGUGUCUGACUGCAAACACUCUGAAGAUGUUGGGGUGGUAUGUAACCAAAAGCGCAUUCCAGGCUACAAGCUCAUCCGGAAUCAGGCCAAUAACGACGAGAGUAUGACAGUGCAGGUGGAGGACGUGAGGAUCAGAGCCACCUACUCCCACAGAAAAAGAAUUCCUAUCACUGAGGGGUUCUUGGAGGUGAAAGACGGAGGCAAGUGGAGGCAGAUAUGUGACAUAGAGUGGACAGCCAUGAACAGCAAGGUCAUCUGUGGCAUGUACGGCUUCCCCGGGGAGAAACGCAUCAAUAUUCGACCCUAUAAGUUGCUGGCCAAACGUCGUAAGAAGAACUACUGGGGUUCCUCUGUCAACUGCACAGGAAACGAGGCCCACGUGUCUGACUGUAAACUGGGCAGGGAGAUAGAGCUGAAAGGAAACAGCACAUGUGGAAAAGGCAUGCCUGUGGUGGUCAGUUGUGUGCCGGGUCGUGCCUUUGCCCCCAGCAUCAGCGCCGGCUUCAGGAAGGCCUACAGAGUGGAGCAACCCCUGGUGCGCCUCAGAGGCGGAGCUAUGAUUGGCGAGGGCAGAGUGGAGGUUCUGAAAAACGGCGAGUGGGGAACGGUGUGCGACGACAACUGGAACAUUCAGGCUGCCACUGUGGUCUGUCGAGAGCUGGGUUUCGGCAGCGCCAAAGAAGCUCUGACUGGAGGUCGAAUGGGUCAAGGGAUCGGGCCGGUGCAUAUGAACGAGGUGCAGUGCUCUGGCUUUGAGAAGUCACUGACUGAGUGUCACUUCAACCGCGAGUCAGUGGGCUGCAGCCACGAGGAAGAUGCUGCCGUCAAGUGUAACGUUCCCGCCAUGGGUUUCAACAGCAGACUGCGCUUAAGCGGUGGUCGUAACCCUUAUGAAGGCCGUGUGGAGGUUCUGGCAGAGAGGAACGGCUCUUUGGUCUGGGGCAGUGUGUGCAGUGACAGCUGGGGAACCAUGGAGGCCAUGGUUGUGUGUCGGCAGCUGGGCCUGGGAUUUGCCAGCCAAGCCUUUCAGGAAACAUGGUACUGGCAUGGAGAGGCCUCUGCUGAUGCUGUGGUUAUGAGUGGUUUAAGAUGUUCAGGCACGGAGUUGACUCUGGAUCAGUGUCUGCAUCAUGGAAAACACAUCCUGUGUCCUAAAGGAGGAGGACAUUUUGCUGCUGGUGUCUCAUGUACUCAAACUGCCCCAGACCUCGUCCUCAAUGCUCAGGUUGUGGAGCAGACCACAUACCUGGAGGACAGGCCAAUGUACACGCUGCAGUGUGCACACGAGGAGAAAUGUCUGUCCAAAACUGCUGACAAAGUGGACCCCACCACCUCCUACCGCCGUCUUCUUCGCUUCUCCUCCCAGAUCCACAAUAACGGUCUGUCAGACUUCAGGCCACGGGCUGCACACCAUUCCUGGAUUUGGCAUGAAUGUCACAGACAUUACCACAGCAUGGAGGUCUUCACCCACUAUGACCUGCUGAGUCUCAACGGCACUAAAGUAGCUGAGGGACACAAAGCCAGCUUCUGUCUGGAGGACACCUACUGUGACGAGGGUAUCCAGAAAAGGUACGAGUGCGCAAACUUUGGCGCACAGGGAAUCACAGUUGGCUGCUGGGAUACCUACAGACACGACAUUGACUGCCAGUGGAUUGACAUCACGGACGUGAAGCCCGGGGACUACAUCUUCCAGGUUGUAAUUAAUCCAAAUUACGAGGUUGCAGAAUCGGACUAUAGCAACAACAUGAUGAAAUGCCGUUCGCGCUACGAUGGACAAAGGAUAUGGACGUACAACUGUCGCAUAGGUGGUUCAUUUAGUUCUGACGCAGACCACACGUUUCCUGGACUGCUGACCAACCAGCUUUCACACAGGUAGAGCCGACGUGGACAACACAGUGGAAGCAACGUGCCAAUAUUAAUAUUCGACAACCACUAGAGGGCGCUGUAUACCUCCACUUCCUUGUAGCAGUGCUGGACAGACGUCAAACUCAUCUGGUACAAUGGACUAAAAUGUAUGACUCAAUGGGAGAAAAGAUCGCUUUGCUUCAAACUAUUACUCGCAUUCAGCUAAAAUGCAAAAUGUCCUUAUCUAUCAGUUUCUGUUGUCCGUCAAAGUAAGGUUUUAAUUAAGUUCACCCUGGUGCUUAAACCUGUUGGAGAUAACAUGUAAACUACAAAUGUUUGUUUUGUUCAACCUAAUAGGAAAAAGUUUUAUCAACCUUUACCAUUUCUAUCCCAUGGCCGACACAGACAAAGAAUAAUCAGGACAGCAACAAACAAGAUGAAGAAUACUUGUAGGAAAAUGCCGCAAAAAGUUGCAGAAGUAGUUUCUACUGCUUUAAAACAGCAUCAAAUAUGGAAAAGUUCUGGACCAUAUGCUUACAAAUAUAACCAACAUAUUUAAUAGUAUUUUGACUCUGAUCCAGGUUCGUCCACAGGUGUGCCAUCCUUAUAAAUAGCUGCUGCCAUUAAUGUAGGGCUGAAGGUGCUGGAAAAGAUAAUAAUAAUAACAUAUCUGUGUCUGAUCCAAAGGUGUUUUUUAACAGCAGUGUGUGAAGGAGGGUUCUUAAAAAUGUUAUUUUAUGUGAAUGAGACCUGGAUCAGUUCCCGAGAUUAGUUUAGAUGAAGCAUCACUUAAUGUGUACCACUACACCUAGUAGUAAUACUAGUACUAGGCAUUUCCUUUCUAGACAAAAAAAACAAACAAACCAACACAAUUAUUGUCAGAAAGACUAUUAACCUUGAUAUUGGACCGAUGCUGCUGCUAAAC
Molecule: messenger RNA, 3392 nt
Organism: Cynoglossus semilaevis (tongue sole)
Lineage: Eukaryota; Metazoa; Chordata; Actinopteri; Pleuronectiformes; Cynoglossidae
Gene: loxl2a
Product: lysyl oxidase-like 2a
Exons: 14
Coding region: 279-2498 (739 amino acids)
Biological process (GO): peptidyl-lysine oxidation; collagen fibril organization
Cellular component (GO): membrane
Molecular function (GO): protein-lysine 6-oxidase activity; copper ion binding
Source: RefSeq, a predicted model, not a curated record